Molecule: messenger RNA, 3480 nt
Organism: Uranotaenia lowii
Lineage: Eukaryota; Metazoa; Arthropoda; Insecta; Diptera; Culicidae
Exons: 7
Coding region: 1-3480 (1159 amino acids)
Source: RefSeq, a predicted model, not a curated record
AUGAAGAUAUCAGAUCAGAUCAAUCUCGACUCUAAUAAAUCCCUUGGUCCUGAUAAUAUCACCGUGGCCACAGUGAAAGCCCACCACAUGGCGUUUUCGAAUAUUCUGACAGAUAUUUUCAAUGAAAUUAUCGAAACCGGUGCCUACCCCGAUGCACUAAAAUUAGCUCGCGUUACGCCUUUCUUCAAAUCUGGCGAUAGAUCUAACGUAUCAAACUACCGGCCAAUCUCUACGCUCUCCAUCUUGAACAAAGUCAUCGAAAUACUACUUGUUGCUAGGGUGAGUGAAUACUUAACAAGGUAUGAUCUCAUAAGUCCACGCCAAUAUGGCUUCCGAAAGGGAUGCAGCACCUUAACCGCAACUACUGAACUAUUGGAGGACGUGUACGAUGAUUUGGACAAUCAAACUGGAAUGGUAUGGGAUAGGAGGCUUAUAACGACAGGUGUACCACAGGAAAACAACCUGGGCCCGCUGAUGUUCUUGGUCUUUAUCAACGAUCUCCAGCUGAUGAACCUGCACGGAAAAGUUCGGCUUUUUGCCGACGAUACCCUAAUCUCGUACAGCAAUGCCAAUCCCCUUCAGAUAGUGGAAUGGAUUGGAAAUUAUUUGGAUGCCCUCCAGGAAUACUUCAACUGCAAUCUCCUCUCGUUGAACUUAUCGAAAACCUCGUACAUGCUAUUCCAUUCCGGACGUCGCUGCAUACCACAGCUGCCGUCGAUAAGUGAAAUCAUUAGCAGUUCAACGGCUCCUGCUACCGUGAAUAAAGGUUCCGGUGAAGUGUGGAUGACCGGGAAGAUGCCAUCGAAAGGUCCAAUUGCUUGUCCCGAUCUGCCUGGUAGCUACCCCAGCGCAGCUCAUCAGCUAGUCAACGAAAAGAAUUGCGAAAACACCGGUGGAGCUGAUAUAAAGGGCUGUUCCGCGGCGAUGGAGAACGAUAAUCAAAGUCCACAGGAGAAUCCGGGUCAAGACUAUGGCCAAAAUCAUGUUGUGCUUGUUCAGCCAGUGGCACCAUUCAAUCCGGCGGCCUAUAAUUUCCCGCAGCUGAGGUUUAGGCAUUUACCAACUUCGGAAGUUCGAAAUGCCUGGACAAGUUGGAUUCGUGGCUUCGAAAGAAUCAUGGUGGCUUCUGGUAUUUCCGAACCGAUAACCAAGAAAAUUCAGUUGCUCGCAAUGGGCGGACUGGAGUUGCAAAGUGUGUUUGAUAGCAUUCCGGGAGCCGACGUCGACUUGGAAGGAGUUGAUGCGUAUCAGGUGGCAAAAGACAAACUCAACAAUCAUUUUGCACCAAAGCAUCACGACAGUUUUGAGCGGAAUUUAUUUUGGACAACGAAAAAAAGUGACGAUGAACCAAUCGAAAAAUUUCUCACAAGGAUCCAACAGAUUUCAGAAAAGUGCUACUUCGGUAACAGCAUUCUUGAGAGCCGUCAGAUUGCAGUCAUGGACAAAAUUAUUCAAACAGCUUCUAGUGAUCUCCGUGAGAAACUAUUGGAAAGACAAAAUCUAAAUUUGGACACAUGUUGUAAAAUAGUUAACACGUAUCAAGCUGUGAAAUACCAGGCUGCUCACAUGAAUCAACCCGGACCUAGCUACAGUUUUGCCUCGCCGGAUGUCAACAAAGUUUACGGACGAACUUCACAACAGAAGCCUCCAUUUAAAAACUGUAGUAGAUGCGGGAAUGAAUCGCACAAAUUUGAAGGGAAUUGCCCGGCACUUGGUCGAACUUGUAAACGCUGUGGCGGACUCGACCAUUUCCGUCAAGUUUGUCGCUCAAAAGUUUUCAAACCCAGAAACACCAACGAUAACCGACCUUGGAAACGAUCAUACCCCACGAAUCAUGGAACUCAAUCAGUUUUUAAAAGAUCAUCAAAUGUGAUGAAGGUCGAAACCGAUGAAUACGACGAACCAUGCAACAAGUUUUCCAAGAAUAUCAACCCGGAACAAACCAGUGAAUCGGAGGAAGAAUUACCAGUAUAUAACGUGGAAGAGACCGACGAUGACCUCAUUAAAUGCAUUGUUGGUGGAGUAGCAAUAGAAAUACUCAUCGAUUCUGGGUCAAAAUAUAACUUAAUUGACGAUACAACUUGGGAAGUUAUGAAACUACAGAAUGUAACAGUUUCGAACAUACGGUUUGAUAACAAGAAGAACUUUCGAGCCUAUGGGAAAGUUCCCUUGCGGCUAAUCACAGUUUUUGAUGCCAGUAUUCGGAUUAUUGGAACUCAACAAAUUAAUUCAACGUUUUAUGUUAUCGAGAAAGGACAACAGCCGUUGUUGGGGAAGAUAACCGCCCAACAACUGGGUGUACUCCGAGUGGGACUUCCGGAUAGAAUCAACAGUGUUGAGGUGCCGAAACAAGCGUUUCCUUGCAUAGGAGGUAUCGAGCUUACUUUGCCUAUCGAUAGAAGUGUGGCGCCGGUGAUACAACCCCUUCGUCGAUGCCCGGUACCGCUCCUGGAAAAGGUCAAAGAAAAACUUGAUGAUCUUUUGGAGCGCGACAUCAUAGAACGUGUGGAAAAACCAACAUCUUGGGUCUCUCCGUUGGUACCCAUUCUGAAGGAUAAUGGGGAAAUUCGACUCUGUGUAGAUAUGAGGCGCUCAAACCAAGCGAUACAACGCCUGAAUCAUCCUCUUCCUGUGUUUGAAGAGAUAUUACCAAGGAUUCGAAAGGCACAGUAUUUUUCAUUACUUGAUUUGAAAGAAUCAUACUAUCAUGUGAUGUUAACAGAGAACAGCAGAGAUAUUACGACCUUUAUAACCAAUUGGGGCCUCUAUCGAUUCAAAAGGCUAUUUUUUGGAGUAAAUUGUGCUCCGGAGUUGUUCCAGAACCUUAUGGAAAGUUUACUCUCAUCUUGUAAAAAUAUGGUCAACUUUAUAGACGACUUUUUAGUGUUUGGUGAAACCGAAAGAGAACAUGAUGAUGCCCUAAAGCUGCUAGUCCGAAAGUUUGAAGAGCUGGGGGUCCAAUUAAAUCACCACAAAUGCAAGUACAAACAACAAGAAGUUGUCUUUCUUGGGCAUAAACUUUCGGGAAAAGGUGUACUUCCAUCUUCUGAUAAAGUUGAAUCCAUUUUAAAAUGUCGAGCACCAAAAACAAAGGAAGAACUUCGAAGUUUCUUAGGCCUGGUAACGUUCGUUUCCCGGUUCAUACCAAACCUCGCAACAGUUAAUUAUCCAUUGAGACAGCUUAUUAAAAACACCAUCAACUUCGAUUGGAAAAGCGAACACCAUCAGGCUUUCGAGCAAAUAAAGGCAAGGAUUGAUUCUCUUGAUUACCUCGGGUAUUUCGAUCCAAAAGACAGAACCUUACUGGUGACUGAUGCCUCUGGCGUAGGCCUCGGUGCUGUAUUAAUUCAAUUUUCGGGUGACAGGCCUAGGGUUAUCAGUUAUGCAUCUAAAAGCCUAACGGAAACUGAAAAACGAUACGCUUCAAUCGAAAAAGAAGCCCUAGCAAUUGUAUGGGCCGUUGAGCGUUAUAAAGCUUAG